Messenger RNA from Marchantia polymorpha subsp. ruderalis, 3899 nucleotides. The record is from the annotation of a GenBank genome assembly. NCBI's taxonomy places the organism in Eukaryota, Viridiplantae, Streptophyta, Marchantiopsida, Marchantiales, Marchantiaceae.
CUUCUGUCAGUCAAUGGAUGCUCUUGCGAGUAUCGAUGUCUACUGUUGGCCUCUCAACCUCUCUUUUCCUGGUGGUACGAGAUCGAGAUAAUCUCGUGGCACGGAACGUACAGAUGAAGCGCUGGCUUAUUGUCCGGAAAUUGAAAGCAUCGAGAGAUAUCUCCAGGCAUGUCGUCAUGAUUUUACCAGUCUCCAGACACGGCAUUUAUCUUGGUAACAGGUAAGGACGACGGUACGAUCCUCGUCGGAACAGAUUGUAUACCUCCAACAAACACAUAAAUAAGUCUCCAAAGCAUCUCGGAAUUGCCAUUAUUUGACUCUUGCUUGUCAUCAAGCUUGCAUUUCUCACGUUCCCACUAGCAUUUGAUUCUCUCAAAUCCGAAGUCUCUGUGAGGAACAGCCACCACCGUGAGAUGAACCUCGGGAGUGCUCUCUAGCACAUUGGCCGCAGAGACGGAUACUAUAAUGAGCUACUGGAUCGGGGUCUACCCAUGACGGAGACGUCGAGCUCUGGUACACAUGCAGCAGAAGUGCAUGCAUGGCGCUUCCCAACGCGUGAGGCUCCCUUGCACUGUACCGAGGCGGAUUUCCGUUGGUAGGUACUGGAUAGAUGCUCGUUAGCUACACCAAACAAUAACUGAUGGGUCACGUUAAAAGUUCAUGUCGGUCUUGCUUUCAAGCGUGAGCGUGAGGCUGGGCCAUUCUUUGUGGAGCGCAAUCGGCACUUAAAAAAGCAAUUGUUUGGAAGAUGGACCAAAUAGCGAGGCGCGAGUUUGCGUCGAGUAGUCCUCUGGGUGAGUCGAUGCAACCUGAUGUGGACUGUUGAAAUUUCUGGCUCUGUACCUCUUUCGCGAAGGGAAAAGAGUUCGGAAGGUGGGGGCCCAUUGUGUGCUGGUGUAUCAAGGGGGCGAGAAUUUGUGCUUUUCAAUCUUUCAUCGGUCUUGUUCAAAUUCCGAGGAGACGUUUGGAUCGAAGAGAAGAACGUUGGGACUUCUGAGGGAUAACGCAUAUUCGUCCUUAUAUUAUCUCGGAUAAUUUUAUAUUCACAGGAAAAGUUCUGAUUGGAUGUGUGUGACCUGUCACGCGUCCUCCGAAGUCUUUUGAGCUGCGAGGACGACAGGGAACCGUAGUGUAGAAUACCGAUUUCAGCUCUGCGCUGUCUCGAGGCUGAUACUUGCCUGCACCUAAGAGAGAUACUUGGUGAUUGCAUCGGGAGGGUUCGGGCUCGGUUGAUUUCGGAUUGAGUUGGAGAAGGUCGCGAUUGUCCAGUAAGCUUCUGACGAUAAGAAUAGAGGAAGUAGUUGUCCAUCGUAUUUCUUUUUAUGGAGGGUGAAAGCUGGGAGCAUUGGAGAUAACUAACCUGUGCCUGAACUGAGAUUCUUCGCUAGUUUGUAGAUAUACUUUGAAUUGCGAAAAGCCAAGACAGAUGUUCGGUGUGGAAGAUGACGAGCUCAGAAUUUGAAGCCUGUGGGCCGUGCUGACCUCCGAAAUUGCAGAAAUUGUUGGGAGGUCUAGUGGAGAAGCUGCGGGAGGUUGGUCAUUCUUACGGCCGGAGACGAACACUAGCAAGAUCUUUGUAAGAAGUGGUAAGGAAGGAGCACUCGUGUAUAUAAGAAGGUUCAGGAACUUCAGAGGUUUUUUCAGGAGAAUUCUUCUAUUAUUCGGGUGAAAAGAAGGUGGACAGGGAAUUGCAAUGGGGACCGAGGAUGAUGUCAUAUAUCUGGGCUUUGACAGUUCCACACAGUCGUUGAAGGUGACAGCUCUCGAUGCGAAAUUGAAAAUCGUGGCGUUUGAAAAUGUGCACUUCGAUUCGGAAUUGCCACAUUAUGAGACCAAGGAUGGUGUUCAUCGAAACAGGGGUGGUAUUGGGAGGAUCACGGGUCCUGUGCUCAUGUGGGUUGAGGCAUUGCAGACCGGCCUGGACAAAUUGAAGAAAAAUGGCUUUCCUUUUCAUAAAGUGGUGGCGGUCUCAGGGAGUGGCCAACAGCAUGGCAGUGUUUACUGGAAAAUAGGCAGCAGUGAGGUUUUGAGGCGCUUAGAUGCAUCACAGACAUUGGUGUCGCAACUGAAGGACGUUUUUUCCACAAACGAUUCACCCGUUUGGAUGGACAGCAGCUCAUCCAAACAAUGCGAGGAAAUCGAAGAGGCUCUCGGGGGCCCUCAAGCUCUGUGUGAUCUUACCGGUUCUCGAGCACACGAAAGGUUUACCGGUCCGCAGAUUCGUAAACUUUAUCAGACACAGGAGGAUGUCUACAACACCACAGAAAGAAUCUCAUUAGUCAGCUCCUUCAUGGCAUCCCUUCUCGUGGGGAAUUAUGCGAGCAUCGACCACGCGGAUGGAGCUGGGAUGAAUCUGAUGGAUCUCAAAGAGAGAACUUGGUCUGAUGCAGCUCUUGAGGCUACGGCACCUAACCUGAAGGAGAAGUUGGGAAACUUAGCACCAUCACAUGGAUUAGCGGGCAAGAUUCACUCGUACUUUGUAAACAGAUAUGGUUUUAGUCCAGAAUGUGUAGGAAUCAACUGGUCUGGAGAUAAUCCAUGUAGCCUUGCAGGACUGGCGAUAGAGAAGCCCGGUGAUCUGGGCAUAAGCUUGGGUACUAGCGAUACUGUUUUCGGUGUAUCUACAGAUCCAAAGCCUGGAGUCGAUGGGCAUAUAUUCCCAAAUCCUGUGGAUCCAAACUCGUAUAUGUGUAUGCUGUGUUACAAAAAUGGCUCUCUUACUCGCCAAGAGGUGCGUGACAAAUGUGCUGGGAAGUCAUGGGACACCUUCAACCGACUUCUGGACGAAACUUCUCCUUUGAACGGAGGAAAAAUUGGAUUCUACUAUUCAGAACCAGAAAUUUUGCCUCCAUUACCUGCUGGUAGGCAUCGCUUCGACUUGAAGGAGAACAGCGGAUCAGCUGUAGUCCAUGUGGACUCUUUUGAUGACCCCACUGAGGUCAGAGCCAUUGUAGAAGGCCAGUUCAUGGCAAUGAGGAGCCAUGCUAAGAAUUUUGGUAUGCCUGAUCCCGAGCGUGUGAUUGCAACGGGAGGAGCCUCAGCCAAUCAUCAUCUAUUGAGAGUCUGUGCAGAUGUUUUUGGAUGCAAUGUGUACAUCGCAUCGAGACCAGAUUCGGCUUCUCUUGGGGCUGCAUUGCGCGCAGCCCAUGGACAUCGCUUAAGGACGGACAAAACCUUCACCUUUGCCUCACUUUUGAAAGAAGCAUCAGAGGACUCAGCAACUCAGCUAUCACUAGCUACCACGGCUGGUGCCUCGGAAUUGCAUGGCUCCUAUGAUUCGCUAGCGGAGAAAAAGCUCAUGUGCGAGAAGCUACUCCUCCAACUAUCCUUAGCUCAAUCUAUACCGAUCGACUAGAUCAAGAAAGUUUUGCAUCUUUUGGGCGUCUCACAUCUCUCGUAUGCGAGUUGUAAUCUUUAGCAGGAACCAUGCUAAGGCUCAAGUACAUUUGUUGGCCUCGGUGUCCAUGUAGAUAGAUAUUCAUCAUGCCGCCUGCUGGCCGAUGUAUUAUGGCACGGUAUAUGUUCGUAGCAACACACCUAGCUUCGCACAGGUUCGAUCGAAAUUAAGGCAGGAGCGAAUUAUAGUUGAAGUUAAACCUCAUGCUCAUCUGUGAAAACUUAGCGGAACAAAGUUUCCUGCAACUUCGUUCGUAUGUACCUAUCUCCCCUACCUACACAAGCUAUAGAGAGGGAAAUGUUGUAUCAUGCAUACACCUAAUCAUUUCGACAGCGUUUUGAGUGUGUAGUAGGACAAGACUCCACAGCUCGUUCAUCAUGCCUGCUUUUGUAAGGAGAACGUGCAAACACGUAAUCCAGAAUCAAAUUCGAUUCACGAUAUCAAAAUUUUCAAAACUUGGAGUCACUGCUCUGAGAAUACAGAUGACUUUCUUUUAGACACU